AUGUCUUUUAAGAAAGUACAAGUCAGUGACGAUGGAGUUGAGCUAGGGUACAUUGACAGCGGCCCAGUCAACGACUCGAGCGAUUAUACGACAAUUAUCGUUAUCCAUGGUUUAUGCUUUAGUUCCACGAUAUUCAAAAGGGUCCAAGCCAUGGCUGCAAGCAAGAAUAUUCGCUUCAUUGCUGUAUCACGAAGGAAUUAUCCUGGAUCGACAGCCUUCACGCCUGCCGAGCUUGAGGUAAUGGUAAACGGUACGGAUGAACAGCGCGAUACGUGGAUGAAGAACCGCGGACACGAAUAUGCCAUUUUGAUUGACAAGUUAAUCGAGAAGUACCAGCUCCCGCCAGUGGCGAGCGAUAGGAAAUCAGGCGGCGUUGUGCUUUAUGGAUGGUCGCUUGGUUCAGGGGAGGCAAAUGCCACAAUUGCACACGCAGAUACACUUCCUGCUUCCGUGAGAGACAGGCUCCAGAAGUACCUCCGUGCAUUGAUAUUACAUGAAGGACCGCCCCUCGUUUUUGGACUUCCUAUGCCCGAGAAGAAUUGGGCGCCGUUUCAGAUCGAGUCCGUUCCUCCAGAACUCAAAUUUCCCAUGUUCGCGCAGUGGGUUACAGGAUACUUUGACCAUGGGAACGCCCUCGCCACGCGGGAACUCAAUGACCUCUCAUAUAUACUCCCAUCCUCCUUUAAACCGGGUACUAUCUACAACCUCACCAUGGAGGAAUACACUUCCGCAGUCUGUACAGGACAAAAGGAGGCCUCCUCCGAAAUACCGUACAUGUUCGGCUUUCAGAGCCAGCUUCAUUCGGCUUACCAAAAGGCACUUUUUGAUCCCCAAAUCAAGACAUUGUUCCCGAGUUUGGUAAAAGCGUAUUUGUCGGGAGAGAAAGCUCCUGCGUUUGGCAUUGCCGCCAUGUGGGCUAUACAGGAUGAGGCAGAGAAACGUGGUGCAUUGAAGUCAAUGAGAUUCGAGAUGGUGGAAGGAAUCAAUCAUUUCCCACAUUGGGAAGAGCCAGAAAGGGCUCUCGAUAUCUAUUUGAAACUGGCAUCCCCAUUGUAA
Molecule: messenger RNA, 1056 nt
Organism: Psilocybe cubensis
Lineage: Eukaryota; Fungi; Basidiomycota; Agaricomycetes; Agaricales; Agrocybaceae
Exons: 4
Coding region: 1-1056 (351 amino acids)
Source: RefSeq, a predicted model, not a curated record